AUGUCCAAUUUCAUAAACCAAUUAGAUCAGGAGCUAACAAUGGCCCAUUCAACCAUCAUUGCCAUCAAUGAAAGCCUCCUGACUUUGGACACGGCGAUGCAAACCGCAGCGCGGGGCCCUGAAACAGCCUUGAAGCCAGUUCGCGAGACAACGACGUAUGCUAUCAACUUGAUUCAAAGCUUGUAUCCGUUGAUCAUGAGCAUGAAAACUUCUCUGCAAAUACUCAGACAAGCUGGAUACUAA
Messenger RNA from Trichoderma asperellum CBS 433.97, 243 nucleotides. RefSeq lists its product as uncharacterized. The record is from RefSeq and is a predicted model, not a curated record. NCBI's taxonomy places the organism in Eukaryota, Fungi, Ascomycota, Sordariomycetes, Hypocreales, Hypocreaceae.